This is a messenger RNA of Cladophialophora immunda, 2112 nucleotides long. RefSeq lists its product as uncharacterized. Gene Ontology annotation, cellular component: cytosol. Gene Ontology annotation, biological process: pentose-phosphate shunt. The coding region runs from base 1 to 2112 and encodes 703 amino acids. Lineage: Eukaryota; Fungi; Ascomycota; Eurotiomycetes; Chaetothyriales; Herpotrichiellaceae. The record is from RefSeq and is a predicted model, not a curated record. Gene Ontology annotation, molecular function: transketolase activity. The transcript has a single exon.
AUGCCAAGCAUCGCGAACGGACAUUCCGGCGCAGCCAACGGCGUCACUGCCACCCCCGUCUUGACUGACGACGAUCAAGCAGUGCGAGACCUGAGAAAGUUCAUCAUCGAUGUUUGUCGACAGAAUGGCGGUGGCCAUGGAGGCUCGGCGAUUGGCAUGGCGCCGCUGGGAGUGGCGCUGUGGCGCCAUACAAUGAGAUACAACCCAAAGAACGCCGAAUGGUUCGACCGCGAUCGAUUCGUGCUGUCCAAUGGCCACGCUGCCAUGUUCAUCUACACUAUGUUACAUGUCACCGGAUAUCCAAGUAUGACGUUGGAUGAGGUGAAGUUGUACGGCUCUGCCAAACCAGUUGACCCAGACACAGGCAAAUGGAAGGCCACCCUCUGCCAUGGCCAUCCAGAACUCGAUGUUCCAGGCAUCGAAGUCACUACUGGCCCGCUCGGUCAAGGAGUUGCGAAUGCAGUGGGCCUCGCCAUUGCUUCGAAACACCUAGCAGCGACCUUUAACAAGCCAGGCUAUGAGGUCGUUCGUUCUCGGAUCUACUGCACUACAGGCGAUGGAUGCAUUCAGGAAGGAGUGGCCCAAGAGGCUAUGGCCCUUGCAGGUCAUCUUAAACUUGACAACCUCGUCCUUUGCUACGACAACAAUCAGGUCACCUGUGAUGGCCCCCUGGAUUGGAUUGUGUCCGAAGAUACCAACGCCAAAAUGCGCGCAAUUGGCUGGAAUGUCAUCGAUGUUUUCACUGGCGAUAGCUCGGUAGACGAUAUUGUCUCAGCGUUGAAGCUUGCCCGAUCUACAAAGGGUAAACCUACCUUCAUCAAUAUCCGCACCACUAUCGGCUACGGAACGUCCACCGCCGGCACUUUCAAAUCGCAUCACGGUACUUAUUCUGAUGAGGACGCUGCUCUCUACGCUUCUCCCAGCGUUUCAGCCACACAUACUCUCUCAGAACAGACAAAAGCGUACCUUUCUCGGUGUGUCACCAGGGGCCAAGCUAUUGAAGACGAUUGGAACGCUCUCCUCUCGUCCUACAGGAAGGCUUACCCAACUGAAGCCCAGCGCCUAUCCGACCGGAUAAAUGGCAAAGUCGACUAUGAAACUAUCCUCUCCACUCUUCAAAUUCCCGAUGUCAUCCAAGCCACCCGACAGUUCAACGGUACCGUCUUUAACGCCCUCAUGUCACAUGUUCCUCACCUCGUCGCUGGCGGAGCCGACCUUUGGAAUAGCAAUCAAAUGGGCGACCAGACCUCUCGGAUCUUCUCGGGUGUCCACCCAGAGGGCCGUGUCAUUCGGUACGGCAUCCGCGAACAUGCCAUGGCAUCCAUAUCGAAUGGACUAGCAGCCUACAAUCCUGGCACCAUAAUCCCCAUAACCGCGACUUUCUUUAUGUUCUACCUGUACGCAGCGCCUGGUGUGCGUAUGGGUGCACUCAGCCACCUCAAAGUCAUCCAUGUGGCCACUCACGACUCGAUCGGCGAAGGCCAAAACGGCCCGACCCAUCAGCCUGUCGAGCUCGACUCCUUGUACCGAGCAAUGCCACACCUGGCGUAUAUACGACCCUCGGAUGCAGAGGAAGUGGUUGGUGCUUGGCUGGCCGCUUUGGGGCCAGCGACCAAAAAUAUGUCGGUUAUCAUCUCGCUGGCCAGGGACCCAGCGAUCAUCAAGGUGCCAAAUACAGAUCGAACCAAAGUCGCUCGGGGCGGGUACGUGGUUGUCGAGAAUCACGAUGCCAAUGUCACACUCGUUUCUUGCGGCUCGGAAUUGCCAUUCGCCGUGGCGGCGGCGAAGCAGCUGACAGAGCAGCAUGGCAUUUCGACACGGGUGGUCAGCAUGCCGUGCAUCAGCCUGUUCGAAGACCAAACGGAGACAUACCAAAACGAAGUGCUCGGGGUCACAGAACACGUGGUCAGCGUCGAAGCCUAUAUUAGUAGCAUGUGGGCAAGAUUCUGCACCGCGAGCGUGGCGAUGGACGACUUUGGGUAUUCUAGCGCGGGCAUUGAAAACUUUCGAAGGUUUGGCAUUGACGAUGCCGGCAUUGUCAGAAAGGUGAAGAAGAUGCUGGACACGAGCAUAUUAGGCAAGGGCAAAGGAAGAUGGAGGUUGUUAAAGUAG